AACCGGAACCCGCAGGAUAAGAGCCUCGACGAGGUUACUGAUUCUGGAAUGAAGCUCUGAUCUGUCACUGACCAUUGCGCUGAAGUUGCUUGUAUUCCACUGCACGUUCUUCACGAGACAGGCAACUAGAGAACUCCACACUCUCACAGCGCCAGAAACUGUCGUAUCUUCCAUUAUCGAGCGAUAUCUGCGGUAUGCCCUCCGUGCGACCGGUAAAAGAGUUCACCGUCGCCAUUGUUGGCGGGGGGAUUGGGGGCCUAACCUUGGUCGCCGGAUUGCUCAGGCGCGGCGUGCCAGUUCGCAUCUAUGAAUCUGCUCCGGCGUUCAAGGAGAUCGGGUUGGGGGUGACUAUCGGCCCUGCUGCCCACCGCGCUAUGCCCCUGAUCGAUCCGCAAAUUCGCGAACUCUAUGAUUCUCUUAUCACCACCCAUGCGGACAGUCCGGGAUACGAGCGAUUUCAGCAGACCUGGUUUGAGGUCAUCUGGGCGACAGGCGAUAAGGCAGGAGAAGUACUGCUAGAUCUCAAAGCUCUACCGUCUGGACAAACGACGGUGCGGAGGGCUGAUUUUCUGGAUGCGCUGGUUAGUCUUAUACCACCAGAAAUUGCCAACUUUGGAAAGAGGUUGGUCAGUCUCUCUGAAACUCCAACCGGCGUCGAUCUCCUCUUUGAGGAUGGUACUUCGGCUACUGCAGAUGUGGUUGUCGGAUGCGACGGUAUUCGUUCGACUGUGAAAGAGUUUGUGGUCCCCGAGGAGUACCAGCACAGCUUGCCACGCUAUAGCGGCAUGUACGGGUACCGUGCAGUGCUGGACAUGGAGACAAUGGUCAAAGCGGUUGGCGAUCACCGUGCCCGUGUGUCGAGCAUGUAUUUGGGGCAAGGUGCCUAUGGCAUCACGUAUCCGAUUGCCCGAGCUAAGAAAGUCAACGCUGCCUUCUAUACUUUCGGUGACAAGUGGGAUAGCGAAACCUGGAUUCGUCCUGCGAGCAAGUCUGAUAUGAUCAAAGACCUUAGACCAGUCAUGGGUGGAAGUGUUGAUGGUCUACUCCAGCACAUGCCUGACACUUCUCAAUGGGCCAUCUUCGAGCAGACCCCUAUCUCCACCUUUGUUCGGUCGCGAGUGGCCAUUAUGGGGGAUGCAGCACAUUCCUGCACGCCGCAUCAGGGGGCUGGAGCAGGCCAGGCAAUCGAGGACUCUCACGUUCUUGCGGAGCUCCUGGGGGAUGCUCGGGUCGUUCGAGUGGAAGACGCCAUCGCUGCGUUUCAAGCCUAUGAUGCGAUUCGCCGACCCCGCAGUCAGAAGGUGGUCGAGACCAGUAAGCAGAGUGCUUACCUAUUGAGUCUAUGUCUGGAUGGUGUUGGAGCAGAUGAAAUGAAGUUCAAAUUAGCCCUGCAAGAGCGUUUGCAUUGGCUGUGGGAUAUAGAUGUGGAGGAGCAGGUGGAGAGAGCGAGGGCGUAUAUGCUGGAGCGGAUGAUGAGGGGAUCGCAGGGAGUAAGUGACGUGUGAUACUGGGGAGUUCACAAGUUCUGUCAGGGUACCAACAAUCCAAAUGAAGCUUUAGCAAGUGAAGUAUCCAC
Molecule: messenger RNA, 1576 nt
Organism: Aspergillus ibericus CBS 121593
Lineage: Eukaryota; Fungi; Ascomycota; Eurotiomycetes; Eurotiales; Aspergillaceae
Product: putative salicylate hydroxylase
Exons: 2
Coding region: 195-1505 (436 amino acids)
Biological process (GO): secondary metabolite biosynthetic process
Molecular function (GO): FAD binding
Source: RefSeq, a predicted model, not a curated record